Pomacea canaliculata is the source of this 3016-nucleotide messenger RNA. RefSeq lists its product as uncharacterized. NCBI's taxonomy places the organism in Eukaryota, Metazoa, Mollusca, Gastropoda, Architaenioglossa, Ampullariidae. The record is from RefSeq and is a predicted model, not a curated record. Gene Ontology annotation, molecular function: monocarboxylic acid transmembrane transporter activity. Gene Ontology annotation, biological process: transmembrane transport; monocarboxylic acid transport.
AAGUUUGUUUUUAAAAGUGUGGGACAUGAUAUGCAAGUGCCCUCGUCCUGGCUGACCUUUCUAGCGUCUGCUGGCAAAGGGAAACAACUACAUCGCAUGCCGCGAGUUGCGUCCCCGGACGCUGUUGUGACCAGUUGACCUUUUCGUGAAUCAGCGAAGGCACUUGUAGACAGCAGACUACCAGCUACUUAGACAAGUAGAUGUUGACAGACAUCCACAUAUAGUAGGAAGAUGUGACGAUCUCUGAGAGGGAAAAUGCUGACGACAGAUGCUGUGUCGAGGAUUCGAAAGCCACAACAAAGGAAAGGGAAGUGUAGGAGUGUACAUGUAGAGUCGGUGCUGUGUGGUGUACUGUCAACUGUCUACCUGCUACAGCGCUAGUCACUUUGUCAGUGCCAGUCAGUCUACAGGCAUGACUACUACUGUAGACAGGAUGCAGCAUGGUCGUCUGAGGCCUGCAGUGUUGCACCAUGUUUGGGUUUCUAGCCAAUCCCGCCCCUUGGGAGGGCGAGCAGGCCACAGAUGCAGCCAGCCUCCAGCGAUUGUGACAUAGCCCAGCGGCCGCCAUGCUGCAGUCAGGUACAGGUGGUGAUACAGGAGACGAUGACGAGAGAUCGAGACCCACAGAAACACCAGAUGGAGGCGACACUAACAGGCCCCUCCUGGCAACCGAGGCUUCGGAGGAAAGGUCAUCAGAGCAGGCCCAGAAGGAACUUGUGCGAAACCAGAAGACGAUGGGAUCCCUUAUGACAAGGGAUGGGCAUGGAUGGUUGUAGUCGGUAGCUUCGUGCACUUUGGCGUCUUCAUCGGCUUCCUCAAGUCCUGUGGUGUCAUCUUCGUCGAGUUGUUGCGUCGCUUCCGGGCUCCGGCGACGCAGACGACACUCAUCUUCGGCAUCCGGUCCGGCGUCUACAGCGUCACAGGUUUGUAUAUCAUGAAUGUUGUGGUCCCUCGACUGGGAGCUAGGAAGACCGUUCUGAUUGGCUCUGUUCUGGUCUCGCUCAGCACCAUCUUGGCAUCGUUGACCAAUGACCUCACGUCUCUCAUCUGUGUACACUCUGUGUUGAUGGGAAUGGGUUCUGCUAUGCUGGUUCCCCCAGGCAUAGUUUUGAUCGGCUCCUACUUUCGAAAAAGGCGAUCCCUGGCUAUCGCCAUUGGCAAGUGCGGAGGCAGUGUCGGGGGCAUGGCGCUGCCUCCACUAGUCACCUACUUCCUCUCCGAGUACGGCUUGCGAGGGGCCCUUCUGCUGACAGGCGGCCUCUUCCUCCACUGCCUCCCAGCCGCCCUUCUGCUGAGGCCUGUGUCAUUCUACUCCCGACGACACCGCCCUCUGAGCAGAAAGCCCGCAGCCUGCGACACACAGUCUCACGAGACCCAAAACGGGGAGGAAGGGGAAGUGACGUCACAUGAAGACGUCGACACAGGAAGUGACGAAACAAAGCUUCCCAUUUUGGAUAAUGUGCAUGGUGAGACAGCAGGGGUCCAGUGCAGAGAUACUAAUGUAAGCAGUUGUAACAACUUCCAGCCGCAUUCAGACUGUGGGCCAAUGGCAGGAAAGGACACAUCUGGUCUGUUAAUAAUACCAGACAAACGGGACUUUCGUUUAUUUCACGAGAGGGAAUGCACGGGAUGCGCAAAGAACUCGGGUGUCGCUGGCAUCAGCAGAAGCAGUCAGGAUGUUGGCGGAAGGCCGGCAGCAUACGACACUGCGUUUUCUCUAAGGAGAGCUCAUUCCAUUUCCGAUCAUUUCCGAUACAAAGACUUUGCCAACGGCACCUCUGCUGCGGUCCAGAUGUUGGCGAAUGGCCCCGACGGUUAUACCUCUACUUCUUUAGCAGACCGGAAGGAAGUCACAACGGAAGUGAAAGGUAAUUCAGACGGGGUGAAUGUGCAUCAGCCUGCCACCCAUAGAUUUGAGGAAGAAGGCCACUGCUGUAUGAAUAAAGACUGCUGGGUCAAAGGCCAGGCUCAAAGCACAGACACGCUGGGCGCGGAUGAAUUGUCGCCGGAGGCUGGGAAAGAGUCCGGAGGGCGGAUGUGCAGUCGACUGACACACUUGAUCUCGGCAGUCUUCCUGCUGGACCUGUCGCUGCUGCGCAGUGCGCUUUUCCGCUUGCUGCUGCUGCACGUCAUCAUGGCCGGCUUCGUGUACAACGUCACCGACUACCUGCCGGCGGUGGCUGCUGAAAACGGCAUCAACAACAGAGACGCGGCACUGCUGCUGACCAUCGUAAGCGGCCUGGACUUCGUCUGCCGCUUCCUCAGCGGUGUCAUCGCCGACCUCAAAGGUGGUGCGUGUCUCCACCAUGGUCGUCAUCUCGCUCGUCGUCGUGGGCAUCGCCGCGCAGUUUGUGCGAUUCAUGACGUCAUUUCCGCUGUUUGUUGUGCUGGCCGUGGUGCAUGGGCUGAUGGGUGGUGUCUUUGGGUGCCUUCUGCCUAUUCUCAUCAUCGACUUCGUUGGGUUGGAGAACAUGAGCAAGGGCUACGGUUUCUGCCAGCUGGUCUCCGGUGCUUCGCUCGCAGCCAUAUACCCGAUGUUAGGCUUCGUGCGAGACACCACGGGAUCCUACGCAGCUGUGUACCACGUGAUCGGCUGUGGCCUUCUGGGAGCGGCAGGACUGAUGGGCUGUGAAGGCUUGGUUAGGCGGCAGGAACGACGCAGCGCAGAGAAAGAGAGAAAAAUGGAGAAGCAGUCACCACUCUGACUCUUCUCUCACUCAUCUCACUUGUCGUUUGUCCCUGUUUCGCUUCUCACUUUUCUAAAACUGUUGACAUAAUCGGUAUAGUGCAUAAUUACUGUUUAUUUCAUGAGCAGGAGAAGUCGAAAAGUUGAAACAUGGGCAUUGAGAGGGUACAGUACCGGUGAGUGUGUGAUGGACAAUGCCAGACAUACUACACUGCUCGUCAUGUGAAAAGCGGAAAGAGCGAGACUCGCUUGCUAACAAGUCACGUGCCUAAAGUAAUUCACCUGAUAAUUUGUCGGUCAUUUUCUUAGCAGAGAAUAAAAUCUGCAAAA